Amphimedon queenslandica is the source of this 1714-nucleotide messenger RNA. Its product is annotated as pyridine nucleotide-disulfide oxidoreductase domain-containing protein 1-like. The record is from RefSeq and is a predicted model, not a curated record. Lineage: Eukaryota; Metazoa; Porifera; Demospongiae; Haplosclerida; Niphatidae. The transcript is spliced from 15 exons. Gene Ontology annotation, molecular function: oxidoreductase activity. The coding region runs from base 15 to 1586 and encodes 523 amino acids.
CACCUCCUCAUUGUAUGGCCACGCCCAUUAAUAACAACAUGGCGGCAAUAAAGAGGUACGUUGUAGUUGGAGGAGGUAUUGCUGGCGUCUCCUGUGCCGAGCAGCUCUCUCAAAUGGAUCCCACGGCUCAUAUAACGUUAGUCAGUGCCUCAAAGCUCAUUAAAUCCGUCACCAAUUUUCAAAAGGUAACAAGAACGCUGGAAUUAUUUGAUGUCGAAGAGACAGAUGUCAGCCAUUUAACCCGGUCCUGUUCUAACGUAACUGUAAUCAAUUCACACAUGACGUCAGUCAAUCCAGAUCAACACAUCAUUCACCUUCACAACAGUCAAGCCUUGUCCUACCACAAACUCUGCCUCUGUUUAGGAGCUCGUCCCAAACUCAUCACCAGGGAUCAUCCGAACGAUGUCAUUGGCAUAAGAGACACAGAGAGUGUGGGAACACUCCAGCAUAAGCUAAGCUCAGCACGUCGUGUUGUCAUUGUUGGGAAUGGUGGAAUAGCUACAGAACUUGUUUACGAGUUAAGCGGUUGCACGGUGUUAUGGGUCGUUAAGGACUCGAGCAUCAGUAGUACUUUCUUUGAUGAAGGAGCUGCCAGUUUCUUUCUCCCUUCUCUCAGGACACAAGGAGAAGCAUCAGGGACUGGAGGAUCAGGAGCAGCCCCUGAUGAAACUGUUAAAACUAAACCUUUAAAAAGGAUGAGAUAUUUGCUGGACCCUGUAGAUCAAAGUGCCAGUGGGGAAGGAAAGGACGAUACCAGUGGUACUGCAAUGGGUAGUGCAUUGGGCCCUGACUGGAGCUCAGGUAUAAAAAUGAUUGGGAAUAACAAGGAAAAGGGAAGGAAUGUACAUGUUGAGUACAAUUGUGAAGUAGAGAGGCUCCUUGAUUCACAGGAGAUGAAGUCUUUGUCUCUCACGGAGACUUUACUCUCAGGAACAGAGAAUGAAUCAAUCGAUUCGGAUAAAACCAGUUGGCCCUUUUAUGUGAAACUAACUAACGGUAAAGUGUAUGGAGCUGACUUUAUUGUAUCAGCUACUGGAGUUAUACCGAAUACUGACCGUCUGCUCGAUACAAUUGAUAUAUCAAAAGAUGAUCUAGGCCUGGUUGUUGAUGAGGAGAUGAGGACUAGUGCAGUAGAUGUAUAUGCUGCUGGUGAUGUGUGUACUACUAGCUGGCCCUCAGUUCCUAAUACCUGGUUUCAAAUGAGGCUAUGGAGUCAAGCGAGACAAAUGGGAGCUUAUGCUGCCAAAUGUAUGUUAGCUCACUCAGGAGGUGAGUCCAUUACACUUGAUUUCUGUUUUGAGCUGUUUGCUCACGUGACAACCUUUUUUGGAUAUAAGGUUGUUUUGCUUGGUUGCUACAAUGCUCAGGGACUUGGUAAAGAUUAUGAACUAUUAUUAAGAAUAACUAAUGGCGUUGAAUAUGUUAAAGUCAUAUUGCAGCAUGGGAGAAUGGUCGGUGCUAUUCUCAUCGGUGACACUGACCUGGAGGAAACGUUUGAGAAUCUUAUUCUCAAUCGGAUGGAUUUGACAAGAUAUGGAGAGAAUUUGCUUGACCCAUCUAUAGAUAUUGAGGACUACUUUGAUUGAUUAGAGCAAGAGCAAGCCCAUGAAAAUUCUUUUUUGUCUGCACAGUGCACAUACACAUGUAGCAUGCAUAAUUGAAUAUAUAAAGUAGAAUCUAUUAUAUUUGAGGAAAAAAUGGUCAAGAUCUACUA